AUGGACCUCCUCGAGCAAGCAGUUGGACGAGAUGGCCGCGUCCUCGCCCUCAAAGCAUCAACACCGGCACGGGAAUGGGCCUGCUCCCUGAAUGCGAGUCGAUCUCUUGUGCACGCAUCGCUGAUUGCUCGGUAUCUCGAGCGUAUGAAUAUAUCCGCUGAGCCUGCCAUACAUGUCCCUCGUGCACUGUUCUCGGCGGCUAUGAUAUACCUGUGUGUCGCGCAGUAUGCACCCAAUAAAGUCAUCAAUAUGGAGGCUUUCGCGUCGCCAGAACUCAAAUUGCUUGGUGAGGGGGCCGCGUACGGUGCAUGCUUCCCUGAGCAUGCUCAGAGUAGUGAGGACUCUAUGGUUACGGAUAUUGACCAAUUGUACGGCAUGGUUGACUUGCUGCAGCGAGGUGGGCGCUGGGGUAUCUCACAAGCUUUUGCCGGCGUGCUUUCUUCGGCACUGGAGGAAGGCAAGGGUGGUAUUUGA
Molecule: messenger RNA, 474 nt
Organism: Penicillium canescens
Lineage: Eukaryota; Fungi; Ascomycota; Eurotiomycetes; Eurotiales; Aspergillaceae
Exons: 1
Coding region: 1-474 (157 amino acids)
Source: RefSeq, a predicted model, not a curated record